Vidua chalybeata is the source of this 1882-nucleotide messenger RNA. Its product is annotated as Golgi-associated RAB2B interactor protein 3-like. The coding region runs from base 57 to 1754 and encodes 565 amino acids. The record is from RefSeq and is a predicted model, not a curated record. The transcript has 11 exons. NCBI's taxonomy places the organism in Eukaryota, Metazoa, Chordata, Aves, Passeriformes, Viduidae.
CCGGAGCGGCAGGGGUCUCUGGUGCUCCAGAGCCCCCCCCCCCCCCGGGUUGCGCCAUGAUGGACGCGGGGGACAACGGGGGACAACGCAGCCCCCCCCGGUUGGCACAGGCCGAGCGCCGCCGGGACCUGCAGGAGGAGCUGCGGGACCUCAGCAGCCAGGUGGCGGCGCUGGGGCGGAGCCUGGCGGCAGAGCGGGGGCGGAGCCUGAUGGAGGGCGGGGCCCUGCGGGCGCUGGAGAUCGCGGUGGGCGGAGCCCAGGCCCGGGUGGGCGGAGCCUGCCGGGCCCUGGACCGGGCCAAGGAGCGGCUGCGCCUGCAGCAGGAGGCGGGGCAGGUGCUGUGGGCGGAGCUGGAGGCCGCUCGUGCUGCCAAGGCAGGGGCGGAGCUCCGGGCUCAGGAGGCGGAGUCUCGGUGCCAGGCCCGGGGGGCGGAGCUGGAGCGGCUGCGGCAGGCGGUGCAGGCGGCCCAGCAUUCCCGGCGCCAGGCGGAGCAGGAGCGGGACCAGGUGGCGGCGCAGGUUGACCACGCCCCCCGCGCCAGCGCCCCCGCUGGUGACCCCGCGGCGCUGCAGGCGGCGCUGGAGGAGCUGCGGGAGCACAACCGGGACCUGCGGGAGCGGCUGCGGCAGCGGCUGCGACAGGUGGAGGAGCUGCGGCUGGCGCUGGUGGCCGCGGGCUCGCGGGCUCAGGACGCGCAGGUGGCGCGGGCCCGGCUGGCGCAGGAGCAGCGGCGGCUCCGGGAGCGGCUGAGGCGGGCCCGGGACCCCCCCGGGACCCCCGGGACAACCGGGACGACCGGGAUAACCGGGACAACCGGGAGUGCUGGGAUAACCGGGAUAACCGGGAGCCCCGGGAGUGCCGGGACAACCGGGACAACCGGGACAACCGGGACAACCGGGACAACCGGGAGUGCUGGGAUAACCGGGACAACCGGGACAACCGGGACAACCGGGAGUGCUGGGAUAACCGGGAUAACCGGGAGCCCCGGAAGUGCUGGGAUAACCGGGAUUGCCGGGGGUGCCGAGAUAACCGAGAUAACCGGGACAACCGGGACAACCGGGAUAACCGGGAGUGCCGGGGGUGCCGAGAUAACCGGGAUAACCGGGAUAACCGGGAGUGCCGAGUUAACCGGGAUAACCAACACAACCGGGACAACCGGGAGUGCCGAGUUAACCGGGAUAACCGGGACAACCGGGAGUGCCGGGAUAACCGGGAUAACCGGGAUAACCGGGAGUGCCGGGAUAACCGGGAUAACCGGGACAACCGGGAGUGCCGGGAUAACCGGGAUAACCGGGACCCCCGGAAGCCCCGGGAGCGCCGAGCCCGCCCUGCGCGCCCGCUGCGCCCGCCUGCAGGAGCUGCUGCGGAGCGAGGCGGGGGCGCGCCUGGCGCUGGCCCGUGCCGCGCGUGUCACCGGGCGCCGCCUGCGGCUCUUGGCGGCCGAGGCCGAGGAGCAGCGGCUGCGGGGGGAGCGCUACCGGCUGCAGGCCCGUGCCAGCGAGGCCGCUGGCCGCCUCCUGGCUGACCAGGUGGCCGCGGUGGCCGCGGGCACGGCCCAAGCGCUGGCCCAGGGCCACCGCCUGCGCCAGGAGCUCGAGGACGUCGGGGACGGCGCCGCGGCCGCCGCGCGGCACGUGGCCGUGCUCCGGGCACGCCUCAGGUGUGACCCCAUGAACCUGUCCCGCACGGUGCGGCGGAUGCUGCGGGACGGGGACAGCGACUCUGGGGACAGCAGCGGGGACAGCGCCCCCUGAACCCCCCCGGGACCCCAAAACCCCCCCCCGGACCCCAAAACCCGCCCGGGACCCCCCCGGACCCCCCAGCCCUCCGGCGGGCUUUUGGGGCGGGGGGUGCCCAAAGCCAUUAAAGUGCCUCGAGAGGG